GUAUUUUAUUUAUAACUUAUAUGUAUGACACAUACACAUUAUAUAUGUUAUGUAUAUGGCAUAUACAUUAUAUAUAUGUAAAAUGUGGCAUUUACAAAAUAUUUCAUAAUAAAAAUUAAUGAAAUUCACACUUUGAGCACAUUUUGGGGACCCUUCUUAUUUACUAGUCUCAUAAUCCUAUCCAAAGAGGAAAUAAAGUUGGCUUGGCAGGAGUUGUUCUUCAUGAUGGUCUCUUUCAUCUUUUCUUUUUUCUAUUCUUUUAACCUCUUCCAAAAAGGAUUUAAAGAGGCUUACAAAGCACAAAGAAAAAGUAAAUUCAUAAUAAAUAAAACAAAGCAAAAAGAAAAUAAGGUUUACAAAACAAGACAGAGCAGGAACACGUUAGCUCUGGCCUGGAUGUUCUGUUUGCCUCUUCUGAUCCUCUUUCCACCCUUCUCUACCUGUUCUAUGCUCCCUGAAGGGCUCCUGUGUCUCCUUGCUUCUCCUAUAGCUACAGGGCUCACUGGGUUCUAACAACUGCUCUGUCCUCCUGAUGCUUUGGGCCUAGAGACAGGUAGCACUUCCUGUGAACCAUCCCUUGCUGGCUUCCUUCAUCCUGCCACACCUUUGUAACUUACUCCUUCACUAAGCCCUUCUUACUUCACCCUUUGGAAGGUGCCACGUUUCCUGUCAGGGACCCUGACUGCAACUGCCCACAAAUUGUAUGCCUUCAUUCUAUAUGCCUGCAAGAUGUGGGCCUAAGGUCUUAGAGUCAUUAUCAAGUGGGAGACAAAAUCAGUAAAAGAAUCCCAUCUCUCAAGAGAAGCAGACAUAUUCCUGACACCAAAAUGGGCAAGAAAUUUUCUCUUGUGGUUUCUCAAAGAGAGGACAUUGUGGUGUAAUAAUCCCAUUCUUUUCUCUUACAAACCAUUUCUAAUCUACUCAGGGCUCAGCCCUCAAAUCUCUUCUUAUCCACACUCACUGUUUGAUCUUAUCUAGUCUCACAGCUUUAAAUAUACACAUGCUGAUGACUCCCAGUGUGUGCCUCGGGUCCUGACUUUCCCCUCAAUUCAUUUUCACUAUCUAACUGCCUAUUUUUUUGGAUAUCCAAUAGGCAUCUCAAGUUCUUUGUAUGUCCAAAACAAAACUUCCAAUGUUUAUUCUGUAAUUCUCUCCUCCCAGUGUGCCCUCAUUUCAAUAGAGGGCCCCAGCAUCAUUUGCCUGGUUGCUCAGGGCAUGUGUGUGUGUGUGUGUAUGGGGGGGCAGGAGGAGUGGGGUAGUAAUGGAAGAAACCUGUCAUCCUUUUUUUUUUUUUUUUUUUAAUAGCGAUGAGGUCUUGCUAUGUUCCCCAGGCUGGUCUUGAACUCCUAGGUUCAAGCGAUCCCCCUGCCUUGGCCUCCCAAAAUGCUGGGAUUAUAGGCGUGAGCCACCAUGGCUGGCCCUGUCAUCCUUGAUACCUUUUUUUCUCACAUUCCACAUCCAAACCGUCUCACACCAUGUUGGCUCAGGUGUUCAAAAUACAUUCAGAAUCUGACCAAUUCUUGUGACCUCCAUCACUAUCACUCUAGCUCAAACUACUACAGUUUCUCAUUCUACCAUAUUUAUUCCUAACUUGUUUCCCUUCUUCUAUUCUUGCAACCUUCCAGGGUCCCACCUCCAUCAGCCAGUGUAAUCCUUUCAAACUAUGUCAUAUCAUAUCACCUCCUGCUCAAAAUCCACUAACUGCUUCCCACCACACUUACUCUUCCCCAUGGCCUACAGGGCCUUACAUGCAUGAUCUUGCCCCUGGCAUCUUUAUUUUCUAUCACUAUUUCCUCCCUGCCUCCCUCCCCCUCCUUCCAAUCCAGUCGUAACAGCCUCCCUGAUGUUCUGUGAACAAGUCAAGCAUGCUAUUUGAGGCCUCGGGACCUUUGCACUUGUUCCUCUGACUGAAACACUCCUGUUCAGAUAUCUACAUACCUCACUCACUCAUUUAAGUCUAUGCCCAAAUGACAAACCUUCAGGGAGGUCUUCUCUAAUACCUCCACCAUUGCCUACUUUGCUUCACUUUUCUUCACAGCACUUAUCAGUACCUGAUAUGACAUGAAAUAUGUAGAUACACAUUUGUUUAUUGUCUGUAUUUCCAUUUAGAGUGUAAGCUCUAAGAAAACAGGUUUUUGUUUGUUUUUUCCUUUCAUCCCAGCAUCCCCAGUGCCUGUGACUUUAGACAGAACAGGCCCUAGGUAAACGUUUGUUAAAUGAAUGGAUGACUCUCUUCUAAUUUGUCUAAUUUCUCGAGUCACCCUCAGCCAGAUCCAACAAAUAUUUGAGUCUUAAUUAUGUAAGUGACACUUAGCUAGAUGCUUACAGCUUUAAGAACGUAUAAAACAGCCCCUAACCUGAACUGUGUCCUUUUGGGAGGGUACUGAUGGGGAGAGGGCACAAGGAAACUCCCAGAAUACAGAAAUGUUCUUUAUCUCCAUCUGGGUGGUAGUUACACAGGUGCAUAUAUAAGAGCAAAUCUACUGAGCCAUAUUCUUAAGAUAUGUGUAUUUUAUGCUGCACCCCAAUAAAAGUUUUUGUUGUUUUUUUUUUUAAGGUUCUGACGUAUCUAGACACAAAACGAGAUAAUUUUCCAACGUGGCAAGACCAAUGAUGGAGCUGCACAGCCUGCUUUGUGAGCAGUGAGAAAGCCACCAUCCAGGUACCAAGAUUGGCAUACCCUUUCCUUGAUAAGAGAAAAAGGGUAGGAUGUAGCCUGUUAUUCUCCUGACGCUGGAACGUCCUAGAGAUCACGGGCCUCUCCUAUCCCCUGGAACCAUCUUCUCACUGUGGCGCUCUUCAUUGGGGCCCAACAACAGAGAUCCCGAAUAGAGGAUGCUAGAUCAGUGGGGGCUCGAGCCCUUAAGUGAGAUGAAGCAAGGCAGAGUGGCCUUUGGGAGACGGGCAAUGGGGAAGCCCUGUGCUUUAGACUUGGCUUGAGGAGGUGACACUGUGUCCACGUGCCUAUGAAGAGAGGACGGCUGAGGACACACGCGACCCGCCAGACUUCACAAACGGAGGAGACGCGGGUCACACCAGUGCGCAUGCGCGGCAGGGGCUUCUGCCACGCAGGCGCACGGCGGCCGGCGCGGGCCGAGCGGAGGCAACGGCUGUGCGGCCUGCGGGCGCGCGCUCCCUUACUGGCCAACGGACGCGAGGCGCGCGCCAUGGAACAGCGGUUAGCUGAGUUUCGGGCGGCGCGGAAACUGGCGGGUCUGGCGGCCCAACCCCCCGCUGCCAGUCAGGGCGCGCAAACCCCAGGAGAGAAGGCGGAAGCAGCAGCGACUCUAAAGGCAGCCCCAGGCUGGCUAAAGUGGUUCCUGGUAUGGAAACCUAGGCCCGCGAGUGCCCGGGCCCAGCCCGGCCUAAUUCAGGAAGCGGCUCAGCCCCAGGGCAGCACAUCACAGCCACCAUGGAACACAGCCAUUCCUCUACCAUCGUGCUGGGACCAGUCUUUCCUGACCAAUAUCACCUUCUUGAAGUUUCUUCUCUGGUUGGUCCUGCUGGGACUAUUUGUGGAACUGGAAUUUGGCCUGGCGUAUUUUGUCCUCUCCUUGUUCUAUUGGAUGUACAUCGGGACACGAGGCCCUGAAGAGAAGAAAGAGGGAGAGAAGAGCGCCUACUCUGUGUUCAAUCCAGGCUGUGAAGCCAUCCAGGGCACCCUGACUGCAGAGCAGUUGGAGCGCGAGUUACAGUUGAGACCCCUGGCAGGGAGAUAGGACCCAGCUGUGCUGUCAUGCAGCUAACCUCUGAUGUGGUCUUCCUCACCAUUGGCUAUGGAUUUGAUUUCAGGUUCAUAGGACUAAGGGCAGCUUGCGGGUUAGCUCUGUGACUGCAUAGUUUUUCUACCUUCUUUCCCUGAUCUUUUGCUGCCAUUUGAUCUUUGAUAAUUUUGGUGAAACUCUCUAAAAUACAUUCACUGUGGGUCCGAUGCAAUUUAUAAAAAUUAUGUACUCAAGAAGGGAGACCUGUUUGUUUCAUUUCUCAUCUGUUUGGGAGAUGAUUUUAGAGCACUAGAAAGGCACUGGGGAGAUUCUCAGCUUCAAACAUCCAGCAGUUUGAAGUAUGAUUAGGUAGGUACAUCAGGGCUGCAUUGUCAAUGUUCUCUUUAAGUCUUUUAACAUUUAUAGCAAUUUUUUUUUUUUCCUGGAGAGUUUAGGUUGCAAGUUUUGGGUUUCUUGUUUGUUUUUGUUUUGCUUCCUGCUUUAAUUCUUUCAGUCAUUACUGGUAUCGAAAAAUAAAAUAUCUUUAAAACAUCUCCUCUUCAGAAAUAGGUCCCUCUUCAUUGCCCAUCACCAUCUUCCACUCUCCUAUUAUUUUGCCACCACUCAGUAAAGGAAGGUAGGAAGAGACAAAGGCCUAAGUGCAGGUGUGGGGAGGGAUUUCACAAGUGGUUAUUAACAGCCAGUUCAGCAAGAAGUGUUGAGUGUAUACAAAGGGGAGGGCUGGAAGUGUAACUCCAGACCCGUUGGCUGCUUGAGUUGUUUCUUAUAUUCUAAGGCAGCAGUCCCUAACCUUUUUGGCACCAGGGACCAGUUUUGUGGAAGACAGUUUUUCCAUGGACAGGGUGGUGGUGGAGGUGGUUUCGGGAUGAAACUUCCACCUCAGAUCAUCAGGCAUUAGAGUCUCAUAAGGAUCACGCAACCUAGAUCCCUCGCAUGCGCCGUUCACAAUACGGUUCCAAGGGCUUUAGAGUAAGCAGUCUUUUCACCUGUGGGCCUCUGGUGAGAAAUUCUGUAAAUUGUGAUAAUCAGGCUGGAUUUUAAUGUUCCUUUUCCAGUACAAUGUUAAAGUUUGGGUUCAUUAAAAUUAGGUAAACUCCCAUUCGGUUAGGGCUUCUCUCAUUAAUUCCACUUUGUGGCUAACCUUACUGUGUUUCAGCCCUUGUUGAAAAUUCUUCUGAUAUGUGUUGCUCUUCCCCACAGCCCUUUGCCCAUUGGGAGUUUGGCUGUCCCUCAGAGCCAUCCGGUCAAGCAGAUGGUCUGUUCUAUCUCACAGAACAGUCUUUUCUUCCAUGAGUUCUGUCGGAACUGAACAUGUAAAAAGUAUGGGAAACAGAUGAAUCCCUAUUAAACAUGAAGUUUUGAUUGUAUUUAAGA
This is a messenger RNA of Pongo pygmaeus (Bornean orangutan), 5099 nucleotides long. RefSeq names its product SAYSVFN motif domain containing 1 (gene SAYSD1). The transcript has 2 exons. NCBI's taxonomy places the organism in Eukaryota, Metazoa, Chordata, Mammalia, Primates, Hominidae. Bases 2967 to 3719 code for a protein of 250 amino acids. The record is from RefSeq and is a predicted model, not a curated record.